Messenger RNA from Perognathus longimembris pacificus (Pacific pocket mouse), 1611 nucleotides. It is a transcript of the gene Taf11, whose product is annotated as TATA-box binding protein associated factor 11. Bases 412 to 1041 code for a protein of 209 amino acids. Gene Ontology annotation, molecular function: transcription coactivator activity; protein heterodimerization activity. Gene Ontology annotation, cellular component: transcription factor TFIID complex; nucleus. Gene Ontology annotation, biological process: RNA polymerase II preinitiation complex assembly; transcription initiation at RNA polymerase II promoter. The record is from RefSeq and is a predicted model, not a curated record. Lineage: Eukaryota; Metazoa; Chordata; Mammalia; Rodentia; Heteromyidae. The transcript has 5 exons.
AGAGCGCCACCCUUGAGCACAGAAGCUCACUGACAGCGCCCAAGCCGUGAGUUCAAGGUCCCUCCCACCCCAUCCCCGGCCGGGGAAAGUAGAGAGGAAGGGAGCUAGUUAAGGAGGUACACUAGCAUUGCAUUUCUGGAGAGGAUGAGAUGAGGAAAUAAAAAACUGCGUUCCAAAAAAAAAGCGUGUUUCCUAGAACGAAGAAUCCACACUACACUCUUCACCUCCACAAGACCAGUCAAAUCAUUCGCGCGCGCGCCUCAGAAUGACCCCUCCGCGGAGCCGUGGGCGUGACGUCAUCACGGCGCGACCACAGGAAGUAAACGCCUGGCUCCGCCGGGGGUCCUGCGCUGGGCGGGACGCUCAGCCCCAGCUCCCGGCCGAGCCGCGAUUUCUCCGCUCCUUCCCGCGAUGGACAAUGGCGGGGAGUUCCCCGCAGACAAAGGCGGGGAGACUGGAGAGUCCGACGAGACGGCCUCCGCUCCCAGGGGCCCGGGGACUACGGACGCCGACGGAGUACCGGAAGAAACUGACGGAGACGCGGACCUGAAGGAGGCUGCAGCGGAGGAAGGCGAGCUCAAAAGUCAGGAUGCCUCAGAUUUAACAGCAGCUGAAAGGGAAGAUGCAUCACUACUUACCCCUGCUGCCAAAAAGCUGAAAAUAGAAACCAAAGAAAAGAAAGAGAGGAAGCAAAAAGUGGAUGAAGAUGAGAUUCAAAAGAUGCAAAUCCUGGUUUCUUCUUUUUCUGAGGAGCAACUGAACCGCUAUGAAAUGUAUCGCCGGUCAGCUUUUCCUAAGGCAGCCAUUAAAAGGCUAAUCCAGUCCAUCACUGGCACGUCUGUGUCCCAGAAUGUUGUUAUUGCUAUGUCUGGUAUUUCCAAGGUUUUCGUCGGGGAAGUGGUAGAAGAAGCCCUGGAUGUGUGUGAGAAAUGGGGAGAAAUGCCACCGCUACAGCCCAAACACAUGAGGGAAGCCGUUCGGAGGUUGAAGUCGAAGGGGCAGAUCCCUAACUCAAAGCACAAAAAAAUAAUCUUCUUCUAGAACCAAGCCUGGAAAGGCCUAUUGCUGACAGGGGAUGCCCUCUUCUAUCAGCUUUCCACACUGGUGCUUCAGUGAGUAGUUGUCCUCUGAGUAGUCCAUGGUGACAAUUUUAAUAUCUUUAUCCAAACAAGUAUUCGUUGCACUUAAAAGGAAUACGGCCUAUUUCCAACUUGUAAUCAGUUUUGGACCUCUUGUGGAAUUUGAGGUACUUCACUCUCUUGGCUCAUGGGAAGAAAGGUCUUCAUCUUUUAAACAGAGGACCCGCUUUCAGACAAAACCCUAAAAGAACUGAUGGUUUCACAUUGAAGUUGCUAAACUAAGACAUUGUUUCUUACCUCUGGUUUUCAGUAGAUGAACCAACCAGAAAAUUUAACUUGUGAUACUUACAAUGGAGGAUGUGAUAACUAGUGAUUUGUGCUUUAACACUAAAGAUUUUUCUGUAACUUGAUGAAUGAAACUUUUCCAUCUUGAUGUAUGUUAUUCAUUUUAUGUCUAGUUGGUUGGAAUGGAGAGAGUUGGUCUUUUUUUUAAUAGUGUCCAAAUAAAGUUGCUCUUAACUUUUUCAUAAAA